Molecule: messenger RNA, 230 nt
Organism: Effrenium voratum
Lineage: Eukaryota; Dinophyceae; Suessiales; Symbiodiniaceae
Source: the annotation of a GenBank genome assembly
GCGCCUGGGGGGCGCGGAUUUUGGAGCGCGACGAGGCGCUGCCGCUGGGCUUGCGCCGGCUCCGGGACGCGGAGGUGCUGACUGAGCAUCAGGCGCACGCAGCCUUGCGGUACAGCGUCCACGUGCCGGAUCUGGCAGAGGUCCUGGGAGAGUGCCGGCGCCUGGCUUUAGACCCCGCGCCUUUGGCCGGCGCGCUGGCGGACGAGGAAUUCGAGGAGGAUGCGGCAUUG